Eriocheir sinensis (Chinese mitten crab) is the source of this 1873-nucleotide messenger RNA. RefSeq names its product F-box/LRR-repeat protein 15-like. Lineage: Eukaryota; Metazoa; Arthropoda; Malacostraca; Decapoda; Varunidae. Gene Ontology annotation, molecular function: protein binding. Bases 545 to 1372 code for a protein of 275 amino acids. The record is from RefSeq and is a predicted model, not a curated record. The transcript has 6 exons.
AUCAGUGACAUUGUUCAAGGCCAGGUCAAAUACUCGACAACUUAAAUGACAGAAACAGACAGACUGAGUGCAAGCUAUGUGGAGCAGAGGUGGAAAACAUCAAUCAUUUUGUGCUAUGGUGCCUGUUCCUGCAAGACACAAGAAGAGCAAUAGAACUGCAGCAGCUGUACCAAGAAGCCGAAGAGAAAAUAAUUGGAAGAUUCCUAUUCGAAGACGUAAAACUGAAGGAGAAAAAAAAGAGAUACUACACCGUGGAAGGCAAGAGAAAAAAGAUUAGAAGAAUUGCAAGACCAAGACGAAUAUAUAACAGGAGCCGUUGUAAAGGCACUACUUCCGACACCAUCACGUCACAUCACUUGUCAACAACUGCAUUACCGAGGACUCCUGAUAACAACUACCACUGACGGGGCUCUAGAGGCUGUGGGCCCACAGCCUAACUAGCCCCAUAAAACACCCACGAAGAAGAAGAAGAAGAAGACGUAAAAGGUAGUUUAAGAAAACUAAAGAACAAGAAAACAGCCGGGCCAGAUGGGAUGAAAGCACAAUGGUGUCUGUGCAGCCCCAGCAGCUGCCAGACCUCCCCUGGCACGAUGUCAUCUACCAGCACAUCUUCCCGCGCCUGUCCGUGGUGGAGCUGUGUCGCCUCGCUGCGGUGUCCAGGGCCUUCCACAGAGUGUCAAAGGAAUACUUUCACACAUGCAAAGAAAUUGACGUCUCAGACUACAACAUGACGGAUGAUGAUUUUCGCAUGAUAACUCUUGAGUGUAGAAACCUUCAGCGUCUGUCAGUGGCUCGCUGUUCAUGGCUGAGUGACGGCCCGCUCAUCACACUCUUCAGGCAGAGCCCAAACCUGGUCUAUGUUGACCUCAGGGGAUGCUGCAGCCUCAACGGGGGAGCCCUGCAGAUUUUGGCUGUGAAGUGUAAAAAACUGAAGUUCCUGCUGGUGGAUGGCUGCCCAUGGUUCACUGGUGGCAGCCUGCAGGCCCUGACGCUGCACCAGGUACACUCCCCGCCUUGUUCAUUUGGUAGCAACAGCCCAUUGCCCUCGCCUGUGUUAGAGCUUGCUGUUCUGCGUGCUGGUGGUACUAACGGACUAGAACACAUGAACAAUACUUCCUUCCAGUCCGAGUUGCUCAGCUUCAGUACCGGUGGCUGUUGGGGCAUGGAGGACCAAGACAUCGCUAAGUUUUUCCAAAAGUUUACCAAGAUCAAAGAAAUCAGACUGAAUGAUGUGGAAGCCAUAACGGAUGCAAGCCUCUACCACCUGGCUAUGAGCUGCUCAGACCUGGAAACCCUGAGCUUGGCAGGGUGUUGGAGAGUCACAGACCAAGGACUGAAGAAGGUACAGCUGGGAGUUGUGGGUCUAGGUUAGGUUAGGUUAGGUUAUAAAUUAGAUAAGAAUGUUGUCACUGUCAAAAAUGUUACUUUGGAAUUUGAUAUUGGCAAGGUCCUGCUGCUCAUACAGUAGAGAAUGUACAGUACAGUGAGGUCAUUUGUGCAGUGUGGUGAUGAAAACUUAACCCGUCCGCUGCGAUUGGCACGGAUUUGGCUUUUACUGGUAGCCUGGUAACAUACAGUCCCAGGUCUUUCUCUUCCUCUGUGGUGGAUAGUGGAGUGUUUCCCAUGUGGUAUUGGUAUGCUGGAUAUCCCCUCCCAAGGUGCAGGACUUUAUACAUUUUUCUUCACUGAAUUGUAGCAGCCAUUUUUUGUUCCAUUCCUGUAGCUUGGUGAUGUCUUCUUGUAGGUAAUCUGCAGUCAAGGGGUUGAAUAGAUAAUGAAUGUGUAAAUCAUCUUGGCAGUGUUUUUAGUUCAACCCCAAGAAUGUAAGAAGAUAGGUUAUAAAUAAAGAAGAAGAAAUUGUUUAUAUUUUUGU